AUGGCAAAUCAGAAAAACACCGACGCUUCGAUCAAAAACCUUGAAACUCAAGUCGGACAAAUUGCAAAGCAACUGGAGGAGAAAUAUGGAGGCACCUUCACAGCCACAACUCAACCAAAUCCAAAAGAACAUUGCAAGGCAAUAACAACGAGAAUUGGAAAAAUUCUAAAUGAAAACGGUGAUGAAAAUGAGAAAAAAGAAAGGAGUUUUGUUGGAAAUAGAGAAGAGGAAGAAAAGAAAAGAAAAGAAGAGGAGAAAGGAGAAAAAAAUAAUAAAGGGGAAAUAGUUGAAAAGGAGCAAGAGAAAAAAGGUGGAAAUGAGAAAGAAACAAAUGAAGGGAAAAAAAGUCGGAGAACAAGGAAGAAAAAGGAAAAAUGA
This is a messenger RNA of Lathyrus oleraceus (garden pea), 378 nucleotides long. Its product is annotated as UPF0329 protein ECU05_1680/ECU11_0050-like. The record is from RefSeq and is a predicted model, not a curated record. Bases 1 to 378 code for a protein of 125 amino acids. Lineage: Eukaryota; Viridiplantae; Streptophyta; Magnoliopsida; Fabales; Fabaceae. The transcript has a single exon.